AUGGGGAGACAGACUUUUGAGGAUAAUGAGGAGAUCAUUUAUUCGUCAUACCUUGUAAAGAAGCCGACGGUUUCAAAGUCACUCUCAUCCACAAAACAGCUUGCAAAAAGCUGGACUAACUGGAGUGUGAAAAAGGCUCCACACAACCACGAGUAUUGGUGUGUGCUUAGGAAUACUCAGUUUAGUUACUAUAAGGAUGAGUCUGAAAGAGUUGCCGAAAAGGUGAUCCCGAUUCAAGAUAUAUUAGGGUGCCGUGCAUAUGAUGAUAACAAGCUAGAUAUAUUUACAAAAGGUAUGACGCUACGAUUUAAAUCAUCUGAUGAGAAUGUGAUACGUAACUGGAUGCAGGCUAUCACGAAGUUGCUUCCACACUUGAACAAUUACGGUUCAGAAUCUGAUCUAGAGAUUGCAGAGAGUGACGACGAGCUGCCGGAAGGCUGUAAGAAUGACGAAAAUGAUGCCGUGGAACAGAGUUCUACAUCUAAUGUGCAAUCUAUAAACAAUGGGAUCCUUGAGGAAGAUAAAAAGUUCUUUGACUUCUAUGAUAUAACAAAACCUUCCCAUUUGAUUCAAGCAGGUCUGAUAUUCGCUAAAAACAAACGCUCGUUGACGGGCAAAAAAUGGAAACCUUACAAGUGCCAAUUAACCAACAAAUCGCUAAAGAUAUGCUCACUAAAGACACAAGAGUGUAGAUACUGCAUUCCAAUGGAAAAAGUUGUUGAUUGCAUCGAAUUGGACAGCAAAGACCCGUUAUUUGCUGUUGUGACGUUCAACCAGAGACUCAAGCUACGGGCAAAUAAUGAGGAUGAGCUAGUGGAUUGGAUCAUCAAUCUCAAAAGCUGUGUAAUGGUUAGAAACUCUUUAGCAUUCACUUCUAAGGAAGCUGCAAGAGAAGCCUUAAAGGAAACUCAAGGUUAA
Molecule: messenger RNA, 918 nt
Organism: Kluyveromyces marxianus DMKU3-1042
Lineage: Eukaryota; Fungi; Ascomycota; Saccharomycetes; Saccharomycetales; Saccharomycetaceae
Gene: OPY1
Product: Opy1p
Exons: 1
Coding region: 1-918 (305 amino acids)
Source: RefSeq, a predicted model, not a curated record